ACUAUGUAGUUGGUGUGGCUGUAGGUCAAAUAUAAAAUUAAAAAUUUUAUAUUUCGACAAGUAUCCAGUUUGGAGAGUUUAGUGAAUGCAAAUAGAAUACGAUUCUGAGUUAAGUGACGUCAUAGGCAUAAAAUAUCAAAAAUUCUUCUAAGUCCCCAAGGUCAUUAUGUAGUUGGUGUUGUUGUUAUUCUUUUAUUAUAAUUUUCUUAUCUUAUUAAAGAUCACGUUCGAGUGCUCUUAUGAAUAAAAUAAUCUAAAGUGUUUACGGUACUUGACUUUCAAGAGACACUCGACGGAAUUUAAAUCUGGGGUACCACUCGACUCUUUUGACUUUGACAUUUAAUAUAUAAGGUGAAAAAUAAUACACUAAGGCUUUAGUAGUAACUUAACGUACAAACGUAUUUGUAUUGUACACUAUUAUAAAUAAUAAUGUCUUUUUUAGAAUGUUUGGAAUCGACAACCGAGGAAACCGAAAUGACGCUGGGAGAAUUGAAGAAGAAGCGUUGUUACUCGGAAGAAAGUUCAGAAAACUCGAAGAAGAAGUCGAAAAAAGAAGAAACAGAAGAGUCAAUCUUACCAGAAGUUUUAGAGAUGACAGUUCCCAGGUUUGUGAUAUAUUGCCGAGAGAGAUUAGAGUUGGAAAUAAAAACAGAAAAAGAAGAGAUGAUACAAGUGUUAACGACUAUGAAUGUGGAAGAAGAGAACGAGACGAAAUUUCCGAUGUGGAAUCUAAUACUAAUGUUUUUGAUAAUCAACGAGGAUUUUUUGAAUGGGAAACGGACUGGUCCGCUAUUAACGAAGACGAUGAUGGAGAAAGUAGAGAUGGAGAAACAAAUGAAGGCUAUAGACUUGACGAUAUAUCCGAAAAUACUUCGUUUUAUGAAUCUUUUGAGGAAGAAUUUGAAGACUGUCUUGGAGAAAUGUCCGUUACUAUCGCUAAUAAACACGUCUCGGGAAAACAUAGAUUUAUCCACAGAAUAUGUGUGCCUAGCGGACCUAAUGGAUUAUUACGAUGUAUGUCAGAACUGUCGGAAAGUAUUAGAAAAUAUAGCCCCUUACACUGGUAUAUCGUCGCGAGUCACAGAGAACACAUCCACGUUGUCCACGUAUGUAAAUGGUCCACUCAAAGCUGUAGAUGUAGAUGGAUCCAAGAAAGCUACUUGUUCCAGAGAGACGUCGUCGCCGGUAGAAAGAGGAUUGUUCGAGCUGCCGGGCUUGACGCCCGAGCAUGGCGAAGAAUUCUUAACUACUUAUCUCACGACGAGAGGAUCGUCGAAGAAAUUGGUGGGUUCACAGAAAAUGGCAGACUAUGUGAUAGAUUUAAACAUUUAUCGGUACGUAUUGUGUAACAGAAUAUUGUACAUUUGUGAAAAUACUUUUAGAGAUAAAGAAAGACAUUUGAAUUAUAUAAAACCUUUAACGUUUAAAAGACCACCGUUAGUUGAUAAAUAUUAUACGGCGGGAACUCCGUUAUUUCAAUUUUUCGACGAUUAUUGUAACGGAGAUUGGUAUAAAAUUCUUAGAAUGUCGGAAUUUACAUUACGAAACUAUAGAAUAAACGCGGGUAAAUGUUUUAGAAAUCUCGUGUCUACUUAUCACGAGUGGAAAAAAGAAAUACAAAAUUGUUAUCAAUGUGACACGUGUACUUUUUUUCAUAUAAGAUAUAUGAACACUGAACAAUUUGAAGAUUUUUUAGAUAUACAUCCUCAUUUAAACGAAACAACUAUAGAUUUUAUAUACGCUAAUUGUGUUAAAAAAUUAGACGAAUAAAAUAAAAAUUAUUACU
Messenger RNA from Cinara cedri, 1786 nucleotides. The record is from the annotation of a GenBank genome assembly. Lineage: Eukaryota; Metazoa; Arthropoda; Insecta; Hemiptera; Aphididae.